Messenger RNA from Didymodactylos carnosus, 3123 nucleotides. NCBI's taxonomy places the organism in Eukaryota, Metazoa, Rotifera, Eurotatoria, Philodinida, Philodinidae. The record is from the annotation of a GenBank genome assembly.
UCUAUCUGAUUUUAUUUGCUAACAUAUCACACAGAUUUAAACAUUUCUCUCGCACUCAAACGUCAGUACCGGUUGCCUACCGGUCAAAAUUUUUAUAAGAAUGACCGGUCAACCGGUCGGUCCGGUCUGCAUAUGUUCACCGGUAACCGGUGACCGGCCGGUACCGGUUAUGAUUUUGUUGACCGGUUGCAUCUCUGGACUAGGGGCUAUAAACCCUAAAAGUUUAAUAAACUUCGGUCAUUUGAUCUGGAAGCUACCGCCAAAAAUAUAGGCCAUGACGGAAUGACUCAAAAAAAUGGACUUUGACUUGCACAGAAGGGUAAAGAAAGCAAAAAGUCAGCGGAACCAAAAGAGCUUUGAAAAACCUUUCUGUAGCAAAAUUGUAGCUCAGCCAAUGGGCUAUAUGUGGAAAAAAGGGAAAUUCAAAAAUUGGGAAAGAUCCCCUGGAGACUCAAUCCUCAUUUGAUUUCUGUCACGUUAGACUCAGCCUCACUUAAUUUUGGACUUGACACAUAGUUUUUAGAGCACAUAGUUUUGAGCCGAGCUGAAAAGCUUGAAAAUACUUGAAGGAUGUAAAAGCUUGAAAAAUCCUUCAAGUUCGAGAAACCUUUAAUAUCUCGGCUCUAGAUCGAUUUGAAGUCUUCAAGUAAUUUUUCUCUAAUUCUGCGUUUGUGUGUGGCCAUUUUCGAAGUUAAAGCCUGCCAGCAUGUCCCAAACCAGCCCUCUAAAGAUUUUGAACUUGAAGAAUUUUUCGAGUUUUUACAUCCUUCAAGUAUUUUCAACUUUUUGACAUGGAAAAAAUUUUUGAAAAUUUUUUGAAGGAUACACUUCAUUAAUCAGGUUGAUGUGCACUAUCUAACGAUGUAAAGCUACAAACUAAUCUAAAAUGGCAAGUAUAUAAUUAAGUAGAUUAAAUAUUUCGACAAAAUGAAAAGUGUCUCGGCUCUGAACGUUCAUACAAAUACAGCUGUUGUACAAACAGCCCAAAAAGUCAAUUUUGGGGCUAUCUUAAACGUGUGUCUAAAAGAGUAAAGACGAGCUGGCAAAAAUUGAACAAGUAUACCACUCUGUAGAAAAUUAUUUGCUAUACAAGAUGUAAUAGCUUGUCAUUGUGUGAUAGCUAAUUAAUCUGUAUCAAUCAAAGAAAAACCGUGACGGUGUGACAAAAACUGGUCAAAAGUGUCACAGCGUCACGGUUUUUCUGGUCGAUUGAUGGUUUCUUGCGUAAAUCAGUUCUCUUUUAAUUUGUAAGGAUGACUCUUAGCUCUUUUUAGAUUAUUCAGUCUCACCGCAAUCGUUCUCAGCAGUUAUUGAACAGGCUCCUCUAAAAUGUUUAUUUUCUGACUCAUCUAUUGAGGUUCUGCUACGGCAGUGCUAAAAACUUUUUUGUCAUAAACUAGUAUAAUAUACAGUGUUUGACUUGUUUUCGAUUCCUAGUUAGGAUUAAGCUAUUUGUCUUUUGGAACCUACAAAAUGCGACUCGAAAAGAAAAAAGAAAAGUUAGACCGAGUACCCGACAAGUUCGUCGAAUUGGUGCGUCUGACUUUGGUGCUUCCUUGGAUUUGAUGUGCUUUUAACUGCGUUUCUCAUCUUGGUUUCUGACCAUUGUUUCCUUUGGAAGUUUUUGUGAAAAAAGAAGUUAGGCGUCUACUUUAAAACAAAAUAAACCCAAACGCUUCAGCUGGAAGUGCAUUACAAAGUCUUGGGAAACACUUCAGGUCCUUUUUGGACGUUGAUCUCUGGAAAACUCCUGAACGUUGUUUAUUGAGUAGAGCAGUUCGAUCAACAUUAUUAUAUAAUUUCACGUUAAUAGAUGGUAAUGGUGGAAAUCCAAUUCCAAAUUCUGCUUUAAUUAUAAAUGACGAAGGUUUUAUCGUAAAUAUUAUGGAUAUGAAUUUAAUUAGUAACAAUCAGAUAGAACAAUCUUAUCCAAACGUUAAAUCAUUUAAUUUGAAAGGAAAAUUUGUUAUACCAGGUUUAAUCGAUGCUCAUACCCAUGCAAGUUCAGAAUGCUCUUUUUUGUUAUUUUUUAUCAGGCCUCAAAAUGCAACGCAUAUGGAUAUUUUAUUGUCGUUUGCAUUAAGUGGCGGCAUUACUAGUAUGCGAGAUAUGGGUGGUGAUGUACCAUUUCUACUCCCUUACGCUUCACUUGGAUUCUUACCAAAAGUUCCCUAUCCAAGAAUAUAUUAUUCUUGUUUAAUUGGUGGACCAGACUUCAUGCUUGAUCCAAGAGUACAGCAGGCUGCGCAUGGAACAGUACCAGGAACAACAGGAUGGUUAAGAAGUAUAACUAAUACAACAGAUAUUCCUGCUGCUAUUGCAUCUGCAGUUGAUAUUGGUGUUACUGGUGUUAAAAUUUAUGCUGAUUUAGAUCGAAAUUUAACUCUGGCGGUUACCAAAGAGGCUAAAAAACAAGGUCUACGAGUAUGGACUCAUAGUGCUAUUUUUCCAACCAAACCAUCGGAAGAAGUAACUGCUGGUAUCGAAGUAUUAUCACAUACAGCCUACUUUGUGUUUGAAUCAUAUGAUUCGAUGCCUCAGGAUUAUAAAGUUCGAUUUAAUGGUGAUUACGCAAACCAUCCUUAUAAUUCUCAAAAUAUUACUAAUCUUUUACAAAUGAUUAAACAGGCUGAUGCCAUUUUAGAUGCUACUGUUUAUGUUUUUACUGAACCUGAUUCCGUUACAGUUCAACGAGAGUAUUCUACUUUUCGUUCAUCUGCACCCGUGCCAUCUCAUAAUUCCGACACAGAUUUUCCCAAAAUCGGCCAACAGUGGAUUUUCAAUGUGACUCGUGAUGCUCAUGUAUUAGGUAUUCGUAUUUCUGCAGGAACAGAUGAUCUUGGUUCAAGUGAAUUAGGUGAUAAAUUUCCUAAUAUACACAAAGAAAUUGAACUAUUUGUACGUGAAUGUGGUUUUAGUCCACUUGAAGCAAUAACAUCCGUUACAAAAACAGCAUCACAGGCUAUUGGAAUAGAUAAAUAUUAUGGUACCAUUGAAACAGGAAAAGUUGCUGAUUUGGUUAUAUUAAAUAAUGAUCCUUCUAUUGAUAUUACGAACACAAGAAAAAUCUAUACCGUACUUAAACAAGGAAUCUUUUACCCUAUAUCAAAUGGAACAGUAUGA